Molecule: messenger RNA, 936 nt
Organism: Penicillium egyptiacum
Lineage: Eukaryota; Fungi; Ascomycota; Eurotiomycetes; Eurotiales; Aspergillaceae
Source: the annotation of a GenBank genome assembly
AUGGCCAUCAUAGCAGUCGCCGGCGGGACAGGCAAGCUCGGUCGAGCAAUCGUGGAGGUUCUGAAAACUACCAGCCACACUGUCUAUAUUCUGGCUAGACAGGAAAACAAGGUUCUCUCCGAAGAACUUGGUGUCACGAUCAUACCGGCUCAGUAUUCAAACAUUGAGUCCCUCGUCAAGCUCUUGGAAGACAACAAGAUAAACACCAUUGUUUCUGCAAUGACAGUCGUCGAUGAUGAUGCUAGCAACUCGCAGCUGAACCUUAUUGCGGCAGCUGAUCAAUCCUUGAGCACAAAGCGUUUCAUUCCCAGCGAAUACGGCAUUGCUUACACUGAAGAACAUGCAACCUUGUUUCCUAUCAUGAAAGGCAAGCUUGCGGCAGUUCAGAAGUUGGAAUCCACAAGCCUCGAGUUUACCUCGGUGACCAAUGGCUAUUUCAUGGACUAUUAUGGUCUACCGCGGGUGAAAAGCUACCUACAACCAUUCGUUUUCGCUCUUGACAUGGCACAGAAUGCGGCUGCUAUCCCAGGCUCGGGCAACACUCCUGUGGUUUUCACAUAUACUUUCGAUGUGGCAAGGUUUGUUGCCGCCCUGACCAGUCAGGCUGAUUGGCCUAAGCGCAGCGUCAUCAUUGGAGACAAAAAGACGUGGAACGAGGCUCUCUCUAUUGCCGAAGAAAUCAAAGGCACCAAAUUCAACGUCGCGUACGACGACCUGGAAAAGCUAAGCACUUUCCAAGUUACCGAGCUUCCAUCCCAUUCUGCUUUGUACACUUCCUUGCCCAAAGAGCAACUCCAAUAUAUCCUGGCUGUCUUUGGCCGCUGGACAGCUGCGGGGCAUUUCGAUCUGCCCGAGAAUGAUACACUCAAUAGCCGCUUCCCGGAGAUCGAACCACGCACCCUUCGCCAGGUUAUGGAGCAGGGUUGGAAAGCCUGA